Messenger RNA from Trypanosoma cruzi, 3306 nucleotides. RefSeq lists its product as uncharacterized. NCBI's taxonomy places the organism in Eukaryota, Euglenozoa, Kinetoplastea, Trypanosomatida, Trypanosomatidae. The record is from RefSeq and is a predicted model, not a curated record. Bases 1 to 3306 code for a protein of 1101 amino acids. The transcript has a single exon.
AUGGCAUCGCAUGCGGACAAGUCAUCGGUGCGUCUGUUUCGCAGUGACACGCGUGAGAGUCACCUCCGCGGCGACGAAUAUCGCAUCUCCGUGAGCGAGAGCGGCCGCAACAGAAGUCGUCUGUCGCCUCGCAACACGUCAAUGACGCGCCACGCGCCGCCCGAGUGCCCAAGCGAGGUGACAUGGGCCUCGAAGCGUUCCUCCCGUGUCACGUGGAAACAGGCUAUGAACCGCCGCCCACCGCAGGAUUGGUCCAAUUCACGGCCCGACACGUUUCAUCGCGAUGAUCGCGUCCCGUUUAAGUUGUCGGAAGCCGACGAAAGUAGAAAAUUGGAUGUGUGUAGACUAGACGAGUGCCUUAGUGAACCCCAAUCGGCGCGUGGCGGCGUGAGGGACUCCGCGGCCCCUCUGACACGGUGGCAUCUCGAUAAACACGUACAGCGUAGCGGGAUGGCGUCAUUUCACACAGACGAAUUUCUGCAUGACCACGACACGGUGGAAGACUGGGAGUUGAUGUUGGUGUCAGAAGGAAAGCGGAGUCUGCUGGAGCAAUUCAAUGCAUCGAAGUUGCAGCACAGCCCGGAGGGAGGAGAGGAGGAAUCAAGCAGCGUCUGCCCGACGGCGACCAAAACCGCGCGUGACACUUUGCAAAGUGCCCGGAAUACGCCUCAUACCGUUGCACCCCUUAGGCGGCACGCUGUUCAACAGGAUCACGCUGCAGAAGAAGAGGAAGAAGAAGAAAUCAUUGCACGCUUUUAUGCAGACCAGCAUGCACGCCGUCAAGAGCCACAGCCACACAUGGGCACUGAUCCCACUCCAUUGCCAUCCGUACCGGAUGUAAGAUACACGCAGCCAAAUCGUCAAUAUGACGAUAAUCCACACGUAGGAAAUCAGCUAGCCAUGGCAUCAUCGUCCACAAUUCCUCAAAACAUACAUGACUCCCAUGUGAAAAAAGAGCACGCGCGCCCUAUGGAGGAUGAACCAGAAAGAACAAAUUGGGAACACGAAGGUGAGUCUACUGAAAAAAAACAAGAACCCAAACUUUCGACAUUAGAGGAAUUUCGCCAGUAUGUUAUACAACAAAAGUUACAAAGUCACAGUAAAGCUCAUACAAGAAAUGCAGGAGAAAAUGCCAAUUUAACACACAGCCCAGCCCUCACAACAAACACGGAAAAGAGAAAACAAAAUGAGAAUCUCAACGACAUAUCACAAAGUAUGGGUAACACACAUAUGCCGUUAUUAAAGUCUAACACCCUACACAACAACCACUUGAUCAGUAGCACUAAACACACACUAGGUAUAAACACAACAGAGACCAGCAACCCACAACAAGACAAAUCAUUUGCAAACGCGAGGUGGCAGGACCGUGAUGUCAUAUCGCACGCGGAGGAAGCCGAGCGCAGUGCUGUCCUGGCAGCAGCGCACAGAGGUGCGACGGCCAUUGCUGCUGCAGAGGCAUUGAGUCGGAGAGAGCAGCAGGACCGUGAUGUCAUAUCGCACGCGGAGGAAGCCGAGCGCAGUGCUGUCCUGGCAGCAGUGCACAGAGGUGUGACGGCCAUUGCUGGUGCAGAGGCCUUGAAUCGGAGAGAGCAGCAGGACCGUGAUGUCAUAUCGCACGCGGAGGAAGCCGAGCGCAGUGCUGUCCUGGCAGCAGUGCACAGAGGUGCGACGGCCAUUGCUGGUGCAGAGGCCUUGAGUCGGAGAGAGCAGCAGGACCGUGAUGUCAUAUCGCACGCGGAGGAAGCCGAGCGCAGUGCUGUCCUGGCAGCAGUGCACAGAGGUGCGACGGCCAUUGCUGGUGCAGAGGCCUUGAGUCGGAGAGAGCAGCAGGACCGUGAUGUCAUAUCGCACGCGGAGGAAGCCGAGCGCAGUGCUGUCCUGGCAGCAGUGCACAGAGGUGCGACGGCCAUUGCUGGUGCAGAGGCCUUGAGUCGGAGAGAGCAGCAGGACCGUGAUGUCAUAUCGCACGCGGAGGAAGCCGAGCGCAGUGCUGUCCUGGCAGCAGCGCACAGAGGUGCGACGGCCAUUGCUGGUGCAGAGGCCUUGAGUCGGAGAGAGCAGCAGGACCGUGAUGUCAUAUCGCACGCGGAGGAAGCCGAGCGCAGUGCUGUCCUGGCAGCAGUGCACAGAGGUGUGACGGCCAUUGCUGGUGCAGAGGCCUUGAAUCGGAGAGAGCAGCAGGACCGUGAUGUCAUAUCGCACGCGGAGGAAGCCGAGCGCAGUGCUGUCCUGGCAGCAGUGCACAGAGGUGCGACGGCCAUUGCUGGUGCAGAGGCCUUGAGUCGGAGAGAGCAGCAGGACCGUGAUGUCAUAUCGCACGCGGAGGAAGCCGAGCGCACUGCUGUCCUGGCAGCAGUGCACAGAGGUGCGACGGCCAUUGCUGGUGCAGAGGCCUUGAGUCGGAGAGAGCAGCAGGACCGUGAUGUCAUAUCGCACGCGGAGGAAGCCGAGCGCAGUGCUGUCCUGGCAGCAGCGCACAGAGGUGCGACGGCCAUUGCUGGUGCAGAGGCCUUGAGUCGGAGAGAGCAGCAGGACCGUGAUGUCAUAUCGCACGCGGAGGAAGCCGAGCGCAGUGCUGUCCUGGAAGCUGCGCACAGAGGUGCGACGGCCAUUGCUGGUGCAGAGGCCUUGAGUCGGAGAGAGCAGCAGGACCGUGAUGUCAUAUCGCACGCGGAGGAAGCCGAGCGCAGUGCUGUCCUGGCAGCAGCGCAGAGUGUUCAUUUUGUGUGGGGCGCUUGUGGUUUUUAUGGAGGUGAGAAUGUGCUUGGAUUACGCGAGAAGAGAGAUUCGAUUGCUUCGUGGCCUUUACGGGUGGGUGCGUUGGAUCCAAAGAGCGUGAAUUCUGUUGAGGCGCUCGCUGCAGUCUCUCCUAGCGGAAUGUCUUUGGAUGCCGGUUUAGGUGUAUCUGAUGAAGGCAGUGCAUGUGCAACUGCCGUGUCACGUGUAAAUGAUGCGAAGUUAGAUGGAAUUCUUCUGACUGGGGGCUGUGAAUUAACGCAGUUGAACGUGAGGAGUGGUGUUUUGUUGGCAGAGGAGACAGCAUCGUCGUUACGGGUUGAGGCUGAAGAAACCGAAGUUCAAUCUGAUAUGCUGGGUAAAGUAGCAGUGCAUCCCGCGCUACGUACUGGAGAAGUUCGCGCGACGACGAUUCCUCAUGGUGAGCCUCUAGGGGAUGACUCUGACGAUGAUAUACCGAUCCACCCCAGGUAUACCUUUUUUGGAUGCCUGCUUUCGCCGUUCGUCUGCUGUAUGAGCCGUCGGCAGACGCAAAUGUCCCGCAUUGAAGACUCUUUGUCCAAUGAGUAA